Molecule: messenger RNA, 297 nt
Organism: Ilex paraguariensis (yerba mate)
Lineage: Eukaryota; Viridiplantae; Streptophyta; Magnoliopsida; Aquifoliales; Aquifoliaceae
Source: the annotation of a GenBank genome assembly
AUGCUUAACAACCUGACACCAAGAACUAGCAACUGUCACUGGCCUAACCUAGUUUUGAGGGAUUUCCACAACUGGGUCAGCAGUAGUUGCAGCAAGAGGGGCAUUAAUAGUUCCUUUAGGCAGAACAUUGGAAGUAGGGGAAGCAAUUCCUUCAUUUCUGGAACCAUCAGAGCAAAUCAAUGCUGGAACAGAGGUGGUAACGGCAACUCUGCCAUUCCGUACAUUCCCAUCCACGGGUGGGAAAGAGAUGCAGAUGUGUGGGGAUUCAUCUCUGGAGCAGAUUUGACUAAGCUUGAG